Molecule: messenger RNA, 2088 nt
Organism: Sugiyamaella lignohabitans
Lineage: Eukaryota; Fungi; Ascomycota; Dipodascomycetes; Dipodascales; Trichomonascaceae
Gene: FAR11
Product: Far11p
Exons: 1
Coding region: 1-2088 (695 amino acids)
Biological process (GO): cytoskeleton organization
Cellular component (GO): cytosol
Source: RefSeq, a predicted model, not a curated record
AUGGAACACGAAGUUGGUCUAUCUGAAGCAGGGAGAAUAAACCUGGACUGUCUGGUGUAUAUUGCACAGGGUGCGUAUGGAGAAGUCAAUGAUCAGAAACAGCAUAUCUUACAAAUCAAAGAGAACUGUAAGCUGAUUUGGAGGUCCGCCGGUUUGCCUGUUAUUUGGAAACAAAUCACCCGACUUAUAGAUUUGAAGCUGCCAAAUAGUCCAGCAGAGGAUUCAGUGGAUGAGACAGAAGUUGGAAUACAGGUAAAUGAUGAGCUAAUUUUGCUAUUGACGAUAUUUUAUUUAAUUGUGGAAACGCUUAGGGAUGAAAAAGAUGACACGUUCGUAAGUGAUCUAGACAGCCUGGAACCGCCAGUACUUAGCCAUUUGAUUGAUGUGGUAGGAAGACUGCGGUGGGUCAGUAAUAAACAAACGCUGGCCGCAUUUCCAGUCACAAAAAUAAACUUGAUAAUAUGGAAAUGUAUUCUUGUUUUGUUUGGCGGGAGAAGCCAGAUGGAAGAGGUGAAAGCGUACAUGAGGCAAAAGUAUGGUCUACCGAAAGAGUAUGAUGAGAACAUUAUCACCGCUUCCCCGUUGGAUUAUCACGCUUUCAGGGACGAUCUUAUAUCCAGAUAUCCAUCUUACGUACCUCCUCCUUCGCAUCUACCCAAAACUUUAGAGAAUACACAAAGCAUUUCACAUUUCAUUCAGGUAGCAAGACCAUCACACACACAGCCGUCUAAUACAGCUUUGCCAGCCCCUACUAUUCAUAUAGCGACACCAGCACCUUCCCCACCGAUGUCGCCAGCCAUGUCACCUGGUCAAAAGCUUCGCAAGUCUGUGUUCAUGACAAAUCAGAGCUUCCCUUUCCUGUAUCCAACUGAUAGCGAAGUACCCCAAAGUAUUGUCGAGGCAGGUGAAUUAUUUGCUUCUCGGAUAAGAACCACUCCGGCUCUUGUACAACUCUGGGAAGAACGCGACAAGUUUAUGAGGUAUGAAAGAGGCUGGGAUGGUGAAGAAAACCAAUCAGGUUCGGCAAAUAGUAAAGCAGACAGUGCGAGACUGGCCGCUAGCCCUAACAAGAGUCAAAUAGCUAGUGACACUGACGAAAGACCAAAGGAUAAUGCGAGAAUUGAAGUUAAUAGUGAGCAUUGUCAAAAUAUAUUGGGUCGAGUGGAUAAGGUGUAUAGAGGCACAUUGUUGACAGUUAAUUCGUUUCUUAAUGUUCAACUAAGGCUGAUGCUAAAAAGUAACGUGUUCCUCCGCGGAAGGGUUGAUGAUUCCAGUCCUGAUGAAAUUGAGCAAUUAAGAUGUAAGGAUGUUACUAUGAAAAGCAUAUCAGCAAUUUUGGACUUGCUUCUAUUAUGGUACAAGGUAGACCAUAUUCUGAAAUUCGAGUAUCUGUCGGUUCUAUUGUUUGAUGCAAGGUAUUAUCUAUUUGUUUACAAAUAUCUUUAUUCUCAUAAUGUGUUGGAAAAGGCUCUUUUUGUGAGUAACUUGGAUUGCACUUUUUUCAAUGCCAGCAGACAUGUGUCUGAUGAAUGGGUCGAGGUGAAUGGUAUCACCACAACCAGCAAGAAUCAGAACAACAGUACUGCUAAUGGUCAUGAAUACGGCUAUGAUGGUCUGGCCGACCAAGAGGUCGACCAUGUUUCCAACACCUAUUUAUUCACGUUGAUCAACUUGGUUAGAGUACUACGGAAGAUUGUAAAGCACAAAACACAAAGAGUUAUCAUUGUUGCUGAGCUGCCUUCAGAGACAUUGAAGCAGGCUUUAACAGUAUACCAGGAGGAUUUAUGGAAAACCGUAUUGGAUUUGUUCAAAGAACAAGUGCCUUUUAACGGAAAGAAAUGGAAGUUCAAUAAUAUGGAUCUGAUCUCUGCUAUUUAUUUGAAUUGCAAGGCCAAAUUGCGCGAUGACUGGUUAUCAGGAAUUGAUGUAAAUGCAGAAAUCGAUGAUGCAUAUCCCCAAGAAGUUGCAUUGCGAUCUCUAGUCAAGUUCUUCAACGAUCAUAGUUCAACUAGUGGAGACCAAAUCGAUCAACAACAUCCCGAUUUUUUCGCUCAGGAAUUAGAAGCGUUGACUAUUUCCAGUAAUUGA